Molecule: messenger RNA, 882 nt
Organism: Populus trichocarpa (black cottonwood)
Lineage: Eukaryota; Viridiplantae; Streptophyta; Magnoliopsida; Malpighiales; Salicaceae
Product: RING-H2 finger protein ATL52
Exons: 4
Coding region: 1-882 (293 amino acids)
Biological process (GO): protein ubiquitination
Source: RefSeq, a predicted model, not a curated record
AUGGUAGAUAAUAUUACAAGCCCUUUAUUUGAGUCUCCUCCUCCUCCUCCUCCUCCUCCUCCUCCACACAAAUCCAAUCUGCCAAUGUUAUAUUAUGGCCUAGUAGUUGUUGGCACAGCUGCUAUAGUGCUAGCUGUUUACAACCUUAUAAUCAUCAAGUGGUGCGCUCAACGUGGAGGCCGAUCAGGGCAGGGACCAAAUGUGUUUACAGAGGUAACAGCAAGCCAGAGUUUUGAACACUCCAACAGCAACUUGCCGUCUAGUUUCAAGUACAAAAAGGGAAAAAUAGACGGUGACCAAGACCAGGGAAGUGGCUAUGAAUGUGCUGUUUGCUUAUCGGCUUUUGAAGAGGGAGAAGAGGUUAGGCAAUUGCCAAGGUGUAAGCACUCAUUUCAUGCUCCUUGUAUAGAUAUGUGGCUAUAUUCCCACUCUGAUUGCCCGCUUUGUCGUUCAAGUGUUGAUCCUCCUCUUGCGGUGUGUAAUAGAAGAACGGCCGCGGCGGCAGCCGAUACAUCGGAGAAUUCUAGAGAAGGGUUACUGGAUUCAGCCAUCAAUAAUACUGUUAUUGUAUCAUGUCCUUACGUUCCCCCUGAAGGUGGUGGGCAAUAUCUUACACAUCACAUCAUUGUCAUGGAUGACCAGCUCAAGGUUCCCCCUCACAUUCUGGAUAUGCUCUCGAGGGUCUUGAAGAGUCUUCCACUUAAUACUGGUGGGCAGGUCGGUGAUGUCGUGAGUCCUCCUCAGCCAUUCUUCUAUGUCGUUCUCGGUGUGGGCUGGAUGAACUGGAUGAAUCUAGUAUGGAAUAGUGGGAAGAUGUCCUUUGCGGCUGAGGUGGUAAAUCGUGUGUUGGGACAUCGUGAAGAGGUUGAGGAUGAACCGUGA